UACCCGAUUAGUUCAACUGAUUCCUGGGCCAUUGCUCAACAAUUCAAUUUCGAAUCCAGCUUAGAAUUCUAGAUAGCUUAAACCGAACUAGAUCGCCAUGAAGACUUCUACCUAUAUACUCUGCUGUAUCCUGACUGUUACGACUAUUGGGAUGACGUUCACAACCGGAAUCGAGUCAAAGGCCAACCAGCUCUGGAAAGAACAAAUGUCAAGAAUGGACAAGAUUAUAUCUGAAUAUAAGUUACCGAAGUCAGAGAAUCAGAAAAACUCUCGAAUGAUUGGGCUUCCAUUCUUCGACAUCAAUUUUGUAGACAACUUCAAAGAUGAAACAACAGUUCACAGCCUGAGACCACAAGAUAUUGACAUUGUUGGUGCAAUGGGAGACUCCUUGACGGCUGCAAACGGUGCUGAAGGACAGACCGUCGCAGAGAUUGGGAUUGAAUACAGAAGCAUUUGUUUUAGCGCAGGAGGGAACGGAACUCUAGAGGAAUCGAUCACGGUACCAAACAUUCUGAAGAAGUUCAACGCAAGAUUAGACGGAUACUCCUAUCUGAACGGACCCAGAGUCAACCAAUAUCCAUACGGUUUCAAUGUGGCUGUUCCAGGCGCCCGGGCAAGAGAUAUGUACGGCCAAGCGGUUCGUCUUGUUGAUCUUCUCAAAACGGAUGAUAGAUCAAAUUACGAAGAUGACUGGAAACUCGUGACGCUCUUUAUUGGCGGGAACGACUUAUGCGCAAUCGGUCGAGAUCCUGAUGGAGCGUCGACUGAAACUUAUGUUGCAGAGAUUAGGAGAGCUCUGGAUUUGCUACAUGAAAAUGUGCCAAGGCUGUUCAUCAGCAUUGUCGACAUACUGGAAAUAUAUCUGCUGCCUCAAGUGGGUACGGGUUACGGUAGCACACCACAAUGCAGAGCUAUGCAAUCAUCUUUCUGUAAUUACGUCGUUGUGACGGCGAAAAAUAACGAAACCGAACAAGAGAGGCUAAUAGCAAUUAAUAAGCAAUACCAGAUCCAACUACAAGAACUGAUCGACUCUGGAAUCUACGAUACAAGAGAUGACUUUACUGUAGUUAUUCAACCUUUCCUGAGAGAUACCGUACUCCCGUAUACCGAUGACGGUGAAGUGGACGCUACGUACUUCGCCCCAGACUGCUUUCAUUUUAGUGACAUUGGACAUUCCAUGAGUGCUAUCAAUCUAUGGAAUAAUAUGCUGGAACCGGUCGGAUCCAAGUCUACAGUUUGGAGCAUCACCGAUUUGAAAGUUCCGACAGAGGAGCACCCGUACCUUUUCACAAGCAAGAAUAGUCUUCCACCGACGCCAGCUCCACCCCCGUAUGAAGAAGUAACGGAAGAAGUCCCAGUGUGGCUUAUAUGUGUUAUUGCUGUGCUCUUCGUUGUCGUAUUGGGCCAAUUUGUAGUGUUGUUUUCCAUGCGACGCUCUUUUAAAAACAAUAAACACGUACUAGCGUGAAUAAAUAGACUCAUAAGGGUGCAUUAUGGGACGUACCAAUCUUUUCUGUUGACCAGGACGAGCCUCUGAUAAUAAUGCCCCUUGUACCUAACUUCGAAAAUAAUUCGAGAAUAAAUAAAUUAUUAUAGAUGUUGCUGUACAUGAGAAUAAAUAAAAUAAAGAUCAAGUAAGAAUGUGAAAUGUAUGUAUUAUUAUUUUUUAAUCAUCAAACAAAGCAACACACUCACACGUAUAAAAUCAAAAUCAUUUAUCUGCUGUCCCUACAACGUGUUGCCCGGGGCAACUGCCCUCAUAGCCGGCUUCCGGAUGCAUUCGAACAUUAUACCACACGCUUUAAAGUUAACCCCAAGGGGCUAAACCCCCAAAAAAAUGAUUUGAAAUAAUGAUAAAAACAUAUAUUGUUGACCUUCAAACAUUUCAACUUUUUAUUGAAAUGUUGGGUACUCC
Styela clava is the source of this 1915-nucleotide messenger RNA. RefSeq names its product phospholipase B1, membrane-associated-like. NCBI's taxonomy places the organism in Eukaryota, Metazoa, Chordata, Ascidiacea, Stolidobranchia, Styelidae. Gene Ontology annotation, biological process: phospholipid metabolic process. Gene Ontology annotation, molecular function: phosphatidylcholine lysophospholipase A1 activity; retinyl-palmitate esterase activity; A2-type glycerophospholipase activity. The record is from RefSeq and is a predicted model, not a curated record. Gene Ontology annotation, cellular component: brush border membrane.